UUUUUACCGAUAUGUUAAAAAACGGGUGAACCAAGUGUCCCCAUUACAUUUUACAUAGUUUUAAUAAUUCUGUUGACACCAUAUAUUUCCCGUGUGUGAUUAAUGUGAAACAAAGUGUGAUGAAUCACCAAUUUACAAUUUUUACAGAAAACAACGACACUUUCUGCUUGGAAAUGCGGUUACCAUGUGUUUUGAAGUUGUUGUUUAUAAAUGGCCGCCUUCUGUAGUUACAGCAAUAACAACAUGCGUUUAUGAUCAUAGAGGACUGCAAACAUGCCCAAGAAGACAGUUGUAUGCUACAUAUGUGGGAGAGAAUUUGGUUCCUCGUCAGUAACCAUUCAUGAACCCCAGUGCCUCCAGAAAUGGCAAGCAGAAAAUGAAAAACUCCCGAAAUCACAGCGUCGAAAGACCCCUACCCGUCCAGAAAUUCUACCCUCUGUUGGUAACGGAAGUAACACAGAUAUAGAGCGAUUUAAUGAAGCUGCCUGGAAGAGUGCUCAAGGCCAGUUGUUACCAUGUGAAAACUGCGGGCGCACUUUUUUACCUGAUCGACUGGAAAUCCAUCAAAGGUCAUGUAAAACAGUUAAAGGUAAGCAGGCCUUAGCAGGCGGGAAACCAAAUGUGAAAGGCAGUGCAGAAGCUGACGUAGAUGAGGAAUUCAGACCAAAAACCGCAGUUGUGUUGAAGCCGAAAGUUGUGAACGAAACAAAUUCUGUUCCUCUGGAAAAACAGGGAACAAGACAGACUGGUAGUAAUCCUGGGACUCCAAAGUCUCAGGUUUCGAAUGGUUCGGGCAACACAUCUAAUUCCUUAAAACCGGGAAAGCAGAUUAGUAACGAGUCAACGAAAAUGAGGGACACACCAGGACCAAAGUUUGUUCUGUGUUAUAUAUGUGGACAAAAAUUUGGCGAAGCUUCAGUAAAAAUCCAUGAGCCACAAUGUUUGGAGAAAUGGAAAAUUGAGAACAGUAAGCUUCCUAAAGGCCAAAGACGUCCAUUACCAAAGAAACCAGAGAUUUUACAGUCCGGUGGAAAGUAUGACAUAGAUGCUAUGAAUGAAGCAGCGUGGAAAAGUGCUCAGGACCAACUCAUACCGUGUGAUGGGUGUGGAAGGAGAUUUGCUCCUGAUCGACUCCCUGUUCAUCAACGAUCAUGUAAAGGUGCUGGUAAAGGGGGCUCUACCUCAGGACCAAAACCUACAGGCUCUGAGCCCAAAUCUGGUCAAGCCUCGGGCCCUGGGGUUAAACGAGAAGGGACUUUUACCUCUGAUAAUCCUCAUCCACCUAAAGCAAUAGUCCCUCCAGGUCCCAAAUUUGUGCUGUGCUAUAUAUGUGGAAGAAAAUUCGGUACCAAGUCCAUAGAUUUUCAUGAGCCUCAGUGUCUGGAAAAGUGGAAACUAGAAAACGACAAAUUACCUAAGUCGCAACGGAGACCUUUACCGAAAAAGCCUGAAAUUGUUGGUGGGAGUGGGCAAUAUGAUAUUGAUGCCAUGAAUGAGGCUGCUUGGAAGAGUUCCCAGGCUCAGCUUAUACCAUGUGAGAACUGCGGGCGGACGUUUGCUUCUGACAGGUUGGCAGUGCAUCAGAGGGCAUGCAAACCAAAGGGAGGCUCUGGAGCAAAGUCGAGUAGUGAGAGUGAUGGGCCUGGCAUGGUCAAUCAUCUAAGUGGUCCAAAGCCACCGAAGGACACAGGCAAAGGUGGCCCGAAGACUGUGAUAUGCUACAUAUGUGGGCGUGAGUUUGGAUCCAAGUCAAUUCCUAUUCACGAGCCGCAGUGCAUGGAGAAGUGGAAGAUCGAGAAUGACAAACUGCCCAAGGGUCAGCGAAGACCUGCACCUAAGAAACCAGAGGGCAUAGCCACUAUGUCAAGGGAACAGAUGAAUGACAUGGCCUGGGAGAAUGCCAAGGCUCAGCUGCUACCAUGUGACAACUGUGGGCGUCGGUUUGCCCCUGACAGACUUCCUGUUCAUCAGAAGUCAUGCAAGCCCAAGGGUGGGACCGGGGGAGGAGGGAGUGGGGGAGGGGCAGAGCCUGUCAAAGAAACCAAGGCUCCAGUGAUCAAGAGGCCUCCCACUAUGAUCUGCUACAUCUGUGGUCGUGAGUUUGGAACCAAGUCUAUCGAUAUACAUGAGCCCCAGUGCCUGGAGAAGUGGAAGAUAGAGAACGCUAAGCUACCCAAGGGCCAGAGACGACCAGAGCCUAAGAAACCGGAAGUCCGCAAAAUUGGAGCUUCAGGGAAGUAUGAUGUAGAUGCCAUGAAUGAGGCGGCCUACCAGAGCGCCAUGUCAAACCUGGUCCCCUGCCCAAACUGUGGCCGUACAUUCAACCCGGACAGGCUCCCGGUUCAUUUGAGAUCGUGCAAACCCAAGGCCCCGAAAGAUGAAUAAUUGCAGAUAUAAUUGACUUUUAAUUUCUUGAUAUAAACAGUUCCCUUUGUUUGUUGUUGUUUCUUCUGUGGUUUUAGUCACUGGUUUUAUAAAAGACUGUACAUUACCUAUAACUGAAUCUGUAUCUCAUAUAAAAUAAGUGUUAGAACAAGUUUGAUUGUGAACAAACUCCUUUACAAUUUGAAGUCAAGUUAUGAACAUGCUUUUAUUAGCACAUCAUUAAGGACAUAGAUUCACAAGUGUUUGAAGUGUCAAUUAGACAUGUUUUAUUACAUUUUUUUUAAGGAAUCAUGUUAUUGAUGACAUUUUAAGAUAAAUACAAAUGUCCUAAAAUAAGAAAACUUAUUUAUUUGCCAACCAAACAAGUCAAAGCUUUUCUGUCAAAUCAACAAAAUUUGAAAUAUUUAAAUUAAUUGGUUUACAGUGUACAGGGUUGUUUAUGUUAUUAAUAGGUAAUUAUUGUUUAAAACAAUAAAUACAAUGUUGUAUUUAUCUUCUAAAAGACACUUGCUUGUUACCCAUUAAAAUGUAGGCCUUAGCAAACAUGAGUAAACAUUAGUCAACGUUUUGCUUGCCAAUAUAAUGUAACAUAUAAUUUAUAAUAACAUUUUUUCACACUAAAUAUGAAUAGUGACUCGGUUUCCUUUUCUAUUUUUACUUAUGCAUGAUUUUUUAGUCGUUCUUUUUUAAAUGAACUGAACAGAAAUAUGAACAAGGCUGUCAGGUUAUUGCAGUGGUUGUUACACAUGCUGCACACCUAGGGGACCCGGGUUAAUGCCCGCACUCAGUGCAUGUGAGCUUGGUUACUGGUCACCAUAACGGACAAGUUGUGUUUAUUCCAGGCACUUUGGCAUUGCCCUACAGAACAAGACCACAAAAAAAUUGAAUAACCUUUAGUAAAAACUAAAUAGCUUGAGAUUGCAGCACUGAAUUUAAAAAAAUCAAAUCUAUCAUGAGUUAAUUUGGAUACUAUAGAAGUGGUGCUUGAAAACUCCAAGUGCUCUGGACGCAAGGACCUCAUUAACUGCAAAAUACACGCAUAUUAUACAUAGAAAGGUACUGAUUAACAAAUAAUAAUCUGAAAUUAGGUAUUGUUUUAAAAAAUUAUUGUUAUUUGAAUACUGGGGUAUUCACAUCAGCACAACUAUUGCACAAAUCCCUAUUCAUGUAUUGAAACAACUCAAUGAGAAAAUAUCUAAAAAUGAAUAAUAUUUUUUUUAUAAAUGUUUUAUGGUGCUGUACAACUUACCGGGCAUUUGACUUUUUUUAUACUUUUCCGUUAUAUGUUAAACUACCUAUCAACCAUUUGAACAUUGUAUCUUUAAAAUUAUGUUUUAAUGAUUAAAACAAUUUAUGUGGAAAGAAUUCAUAAUUAUUAAAAUGUUACUUUCUAGCCAAUAAUUAGUAUAUGUUGUAAUGCCUGAAAGAAGGAGAACAAGUCAUCUAAAUAGUUAUUUUACUCAUUGAUUAGACUACAAAAAAAUCAUAAAAAUAUGGUGUGUACAACUGUGUAACUUUUUAUGUUCAUAUAGUUUUUAUAAUGCUUUUAGAUGGCAUCUCUUUUCUAUUAUGAGGAACUUUAUUGUACUGCCUGCAUUAGUUAAAGUAUGUUUGAAAUAUUGCAGUUGUGUAAACUUUGUAGAACAAUACAAGCAUAAUUUAACAGAUUCAUUAUUUUGGUGUAAGAAUCAAUAAUAUAUUUAGACGUUAUAAUCCCUUUUAAUAUUUGCACAUAUUUAUAUUGUUGUGUGUGUUUUAUGCUCAUAGUAUGUGUUUGAAAGUGUUAUUUAAAGUAUAUUUACAUUUCAAGAAAAUUGUCCAUAUAUUCUGUGAUACUGCUUUGAUUUUACAAACGUCAGAUAUCAAACUAUUGUAUAUUUUAGUACAUGUCUUUACCCAAAUUCGUUACCAUACCUACAUUUUUUAUUAGCUCAUCUAUUUUUUGAAAAAAAAUUAUGAGCUAUUGUCAUCACCUUGGCGUCGGCGUCGGCGUUGGCGUUGGCGUUGGCGUCGGCGUCCGGUUAAGUUUUGCGUUUAGGUCCACUUUUCUCAGUAAGUAUCAAUGCUAUUGCAUUCAAACUUGGUACACUUACUUACUAUCAUGAGGGGACUGGGCAGGCAAAGUUAGAUAACUCUGGCAUGCAUUUUGACAGAAUUAUGUGCCCUUUUUAUACUUAGAAAAUUGACAAUUUUGGUUAAGUUUUGUGUUUAGGUCCAUUUUAUUCCUUAAGCAUCAAAGCUAUUGCUUUCAUACUUGCAACACUUACUAACUAUCAUAAGGGGACUGUGCAGGCAAAGAAAUGUAACUCUGACUGGCAUUUUGACAGAAUUAUGUGCCCUUUUUAUACUUAGAAAAUUGAAAAUUUGAUUAAGUUUUGUGUUUAGGUCCACUUUAUUCCUACAGUAUCAAAGCUAUUGCUUUCAUACUUGCAAGAUUUAUGAACUAUCAUAAGGGGACGGUGCAGGCAAAGUUAUGUAACUCUGACUGGCAUUUGGACGGAAUUAUGGGCCCUUUAUACUUAGAAAAUUGAAAAUUUGGUUAAGAUUUAUGUUUUGGUCCACUUUACCCCUAAAGUAUCAUAGAUAUUGCUUUCAUACUUAGAACACUCACAAACUAUCAUAAGGGUACAGUAAAAGGACAAGUUGCAUAACUCUGGUUGUCAUUGUUACGGAAUUAUGGCCCUUUUUUGACUUAGUAACUUUUAAUAUAUGGUUAAUUUUUGUGUUUCGAUCCACUCGAAGUAUCAAGGCUAUUGCUUUCAAACUUCAAAUACUUACAUGCUAUCAUGAGGUUACUGUACCUGGCAACUUGAAUUUUACUUUGACCUUUGAAUGACCUUGACUCUCAAGGUCAAAUUAUUAAAUUUUGCUAAAAUUGCCAUAACUUCUUUAUUUAUGAUUAGAUUUGAUUGAUACUUUGAUGAAACUUCUCUUACCUGACAUACCACAAUAGACUUCACCCAAACC
Messenger RNA from Dreissena polymorpha, 5352 nucleotides. Its product is annotated as zinc finger protein 474-like. The record is from RefSeq and is a predicted model, not a curated record. The coding region runs from base 274 to 2385 and encodes 703 amino acids. The transcript is spliced from 7 exons. Lineage: Eukaryota; Metazoa; Mollusca; Bivalvia; Myida; Dreissenidae.